This is a messenger RNA of Emiliania huxleyi CCMP1516, 828 nucleotides long. RefSeq lists its product as hypothetical. Gene Ontology annotation, biological process: very long-chain fatty acid biosynthetic process; fatty acid elongation, saturated fatty acid; sphingolipid biosynthetic process. NCBI's taxonomy places the organism in Eukaryota, Haptophyta, Isochrysidales, Noelaerhabdaceae. The transcript has a single exon. Gene Ontology annotation, cellular component: endoplasmic reticulum membrane. Gene Ontology annotation, molecular function: fatty acid elongase activity. The record is from RefSeq and is a predicted model, not a curated record. Bases 1 to 828 code for a protein of 275 amino acids.
AUGCUGUCGCUGCUAAGCUUCCAGGAGCACUUUGAUGCCCACUGGGGCCAGCGGUACUUUGAGCAGCACCAGCACGUCCCGGUGCUCGCCAUCUGCCUCUACCUCGCCGGAGUCUACUUUGGCCCUCGGUGGAUGGCCUCGCGCCGCCCGGUCCGGCUCGUCGCCAUCUCGAGGGUGUGGAACGCGUCACUCGCGCUCUUCUCGAUCUGCGGCGUCGCCGCGUGCGUGCCCACGCUCGUGGGCCACCUCUGGCACCGCGGCUUCCACCACAGCGUGUGCGCAGACUGCUACGAGCUCGCAGGGACCGGGGCGCCUGCUCUGUGGGCGGUGCUAUUUUGCUUCUCCAAGCUCGCCGAGCUCCUGGACACCGCGCUGUUGGUUCUCAAGAAGCGGCCGCUGCUGCUGCUCCACUGGUUCCACCACGCCAGCGUCAUCGCGUUCGCCUGGGCCUCGUGGGUGUACGCGACGCCGCUCGCGCUCUGGUACGGGUCGAUGAACUUCUCGGUGCACGCGGUCAUGUACUCGUACUUCUUCGCAACCUCCUUCGACCGCCGCGUGCUGCGCGCCGCCCCCGCCAUCACCACGCUGCAGCUGUCGCAGUUUGCGAUGGGCACCGUCGUCAAUUUUUAUGCGUAUUGGGCGUACGCGCGUGGGUCGGGCUGCGCCGUCGAUGUCGACAUCCUCUACCUCGGUGCCGUCAUGUACCUCGCGUACGGUUUCCUCUUCGCGCGCAUGUUCGUCGAGCGGUACGUCCGCGCCCCGCGGCGGAGACGGCGCGUGAGCGACGCUGGCGAGCGCGAGGCGCUAACGGGGACCAAGCUUGUGUGA